Molecule: messenger RNA, 3455 nt
Organism: Owenia fusiformis
Lineage: Eukaryota; Metazoa; Annelida; Polychaeta; Sabellida; Oweniidae
Source: the annotation of a GenBank genome assembly
AAAAUGGCCAUGUGAUGAAAACAAUCUAAAAAUGUAAAUGACAUCGAAACAUCUCCAGAAACAUGGACUUCGCAAGCUUCCUGAGGCAAUUGCUAAUUGUUUGCGAAUCCUGUACAAAUGGCGGAGACGAAGACACUACAAAGUAUUUUUGUAGGGAGUUUGAAAGGGUUGUAUCAACCUUUCUUGCAAAUGAUGGUGGCAACUUCAGUAUAAGACUCCAAACCCUGCAAGCAGUGUUGAAUGCAUACAAAGAGACCAGGCCAUUUUUUGAUUAUGUAUCAGCAGUAGACUCUCUCAGCACAUACCUAGUCUUGGAAUGUGCUGAGACAAUGCUUGGUUUGCCAUGGCACAACAUGCCUGAUGAAACUCCAGAGAAAGCAGAGUUGAUACAUAUGAUCCACAGCAUGGAGGACCUCAGUAUUGCCUUUAGAGAUUUACACAAGUUUGCAAUUCUGAAGGACCUGAUUGAUGGGCCAUGGUCAAAUCUGACUUUGGUCAUGUUGAUGACUGAUGAUAAGAGACUGGUGAUAGACCAAGGUACGGAUUACAUCAAGGAGCACAAUCCUGAUGUGAUGAAACUUCGCUUGAAGAUCCUUGUAAGAGAACACUGUUCCAAAUAUGCCAUCAACCUGAGUGGCUGGUGCCUCAGGAACCAAAUCUAUGCACAAGACUACACUAUACGAGAGAUGCAACUGAAGCUACUCUAUGAAGAGGACAUUGAAUUAUUUCACUGUGAGAGCUGGAAUGUCAGCUGCCACAUGGGCUUGAAGAUUGUGCACAGUUUAAUGAAGGAUAAAGAAGAUCCUGCAAUGUGUCUGCACUUUGCACAGACAUUCCUUGUCCAGGACUGGUUGCGACCAAAACUAUACUGCUGUACAAAGGAGCUACUCCAUGCAUGGGUUCCACUUCAAUACAAGCUGUCUGAGAAUGAAGCAAAGUUUAUGCAGGACAUUUCAAAAGUAGUCGAAAAGUCAGUUAACACCAUGCAGAUCAUGUAUCUAGUUGAUGUCAUGUGCAAAGAGUUUGGUGACAAAUUCCUUCAGUUCAAUACAGAGUUGUGUCUCCUGGCACUGAAAAUAGAGACUGGUCAUGUUGAGAGGGCAUAUGCCACUAAUGACUGUCAUGGUCUAGAUAAUGCCGCAAAUGCUCUAACAUUCACCUGUCACAUCAUGUCUUGUCUAUACAGAGACAGCAACCUGAAGAUGCGUCAAGUCUGCUCAUUAACUGCCCUGUCUCUAGAUCCCUCUGAGGAUCUCUACUUCCUCGUUGAGGCUUUGUUUAAUAUCGUAGAAGACACUGAUAAUCUGGACCUGGCAAAUAAACAGGUCGUCAAUAACAGUAUCAAUGCAUUCAAGCAGUUCCUUAGCAAACAUGAGGACAAUGACCAACAUGGAGAUGUAAAGGAACAAAAGAAUGCUGACAAUAGUGACAAAUCAAGUGAUGUUUCAAUUCACCAAUCAGAGGAAUCUGCCGAUCAUAAGGCAGAUAAUACUCCGAAUGACAAAUCAGAUGACUUACAUCGAGGUAAAUCACCCAAAGACAACGAACAUAGAAAAGAAAAGCAUGCUCAAGCUAUUCCAAAUAGAACUGAUAUGAAUAAUAAUAAAGGGAAGAAGAAAGGAAAAGGUGAAGAGGAGAAUAACUCAAAAAAGGAGUUUUCUCGUAGUUUUGAAUCAGUAUUCAAGAAAUUUGCAGGUGUAACAGAUACAAAAGUUCCCGAAGAAAAGAAAACUGACCCUGAACCCAAAUCAUCAGUUCAACCUGAAUCCUCUGUACCUAAAAAUGGGCAAGUAGGUGGAGGAUUCAUGAAAAACUUCCAUGAGUUCAUUCGCCAAAACACUGCAAGAAAGCAGUCAUGCUGGCUGAGCAAAACUAAAGAAAGUGAUUUGUCUAAGUCAUACUUAAAGACACCAUCAAGCAUGGGGGCAACUCCACCUGAAUCUGAUGAGGAUAUACAAGGGGAAUACCAUAUUGUAGUGAAGGGUAUUAAUCCAGAGACCAUAAGUGAAAUACUUCGUAUUUUAGCAAGCAUUCGAGCAAAAACUCUAGAUCCAAGUCUACCAUGGGAAAAGCUCAAGCAUCGUAUUCUACGACAUCUUUGGGUGAAUGGAUACCACUUUGAUGUGCACAAGAAUGAUUUUUUCUCUGGUACAUCUGCAGUAGUUCAGGUUAAACCUAUAAGUCAGAGUGUACUUGACAGCAUUACUGAGACUGAAUUGCAGAGUGAAUCAAACAGCCCUGUAAAGAGCAGUAGUCCAAUUAGGGUCAGUAGUCCAGAAAAGGGAAACUAUUCUUCAAGGAACAAUAGUCCUAUAAAGCUAAACAGUCCUAUGAAAGGCAACAGUCCCAUAAAGUUCAAUAAAUUACAGAAUCAUUCAGUUCAACAAUCCAAAGAAAGUUCUAGUCCAGGUCGUAGACCAAAAUUCAAGGGUAUUAAACAAAAGACUUCACAGAGUGAAAUUGAAAGUAUUACUGAAAAAUCUCAACAUCAAGACAAUGUAGACAAAAGGCCAUCGAUUAUCCAUGACAGUCCGGUGCGGAAUUGUUUUGAUGCCCUCAAAAACAUAGAUUUUACAUCAGCAUAUGAGCAUCACUUAACAGAAAGCCAUCCUAAUGCAAACAUCCUAAAUGACAAAGACUCUUCCAGAGACGGACAACCCCCAUCGCCUUCCCAAAGUCCACCCCUCUUAUCACCCUUUGACAAUUCCACAGAAGGGGACCAUAGUUAUAGUAUAAGACAAAAAUCCAAUGGUUCUACUGAAUCUCAGUCCUUCAAGAACACAAUGAACGAUAGUGUAAAAAGGAUUAAAAUUUCACCUAGGAGACAAACAUGUCCCGUUUUCUGUAAUGACGAUGAUGAAGUGGCUCUGUCUAAGAUACAAACUGCGAUAAGAAUCAACAAGAUGGAAGCGAAACUCAUCACCAAGCAUGCCAUCGAGAACAAGUCAUCCACAGGGUCUUCUACCAGUCAGUCAGAUGAUGACAACUUGGAGUGGAAUGCCCAGGUCACCACAGUUGCACCUCUUAAACCUCCCUCAGCAAACAAGGGAGAGUCAGACUCAUCUUUGGAGCUAGAUGACCUUCAGGAGCAACCUGUCAAAAGAAAUCACAACUCUAACUAUAAACUUAGAGAGAACAAGAAAAAACGAAGUUAUGCUGAGAUUGAUAGGGCAGAUCUUGUUGACUUAGACAUCCAUGUUGAGUCAAAUUGAGUAUAUUAAGACAACAUGUGAUAUGGUUUGAUCUACUACAAUGUAGGAGGUCAUAAGGCUGCAAUAUAAGUGUCCAUGUAUGGUUUAGAUGUACAAGACAUAAAGUAAAGAUGCAUUGAAGAUAAAGAAGCGUUGAACAGCUGAUGCAUAACUUGUGCAUACUAAUAUUGGAGCCAUAACUUGGUGCAUGUACAUGAUAAUGUUGGAGCCAUACCUUGGUGUAUGUACAUGUUAAUAUUGGAG